This is a messenger RNA of Betta splendens (Siamese fighting fish), 1674 nucleotides long. RefSeq names its product mesenchyme homeobox 1 (gene meox1). NCBI's taxonomy places the organism in Eukaryota, Metazoa, Chordata, Actinopteri, Anabantiformes, Osphronemidae. Gene Ontology annotation, molecular function: RNA polymerase II cis-regulatory region sequence-specific DNA binding; DNA-binding transcription factor activity, RNA polymerase II-specific. Gene Ontology annotation, biological process: positive regulation of transcription by RNA polymerase II. Gene Ontology annotation, cellular component: nucleus. The transcript has 3 exons. The record is from RefSeq and is a predicted model, not a curated record. Bases 228 to 1019 code for a protein of 263 amino acids.
CUGUCACAGGAAGGCGUCCGUCCUCACACGUUCUGGACUCAAAGCGUCAACAGCCUCUGACAGAAGCGCUUGUUCCAGCGGUGGAUGAGGUGAAGCGAUGCUGUGCCUGUAGGCUGCCGAACCGGAUGCCCCUCAGUGACAGCGAUAGAGAUUUCCAGUCCUAACUCGCUCUCCAAGACUUGUGAUAAUUAAGUAUUGAAGCGCGUGUGCCGAGCGCCUGCAUCGCCAUGGAUCAGCCAGCCAGCAGCUGCAUGCGGAGCGCCCACCCCAGCAGCCCUCUGUGGGGCUGCAUGCGGAGCCCUCACUCGGGGGUUCCUGGAGCUAACCUGCAGUCGCCGUACCAGCAGGCCCCGUUCGCCCUCCACCAGAAGCCUGAGUUCCUGGCCUACACGGACUUCUCCGGCUCCUGCCUGCUGCCGACGGCGCCGCACCCAGCCUACCCUCGCGACGACAGACUGUACCAGGAGAGCCAGUACCAGAGGGCCGACUGGCAGUUCAACCCCUGUGAGACGCGGCUCAGGGCGUCCGAGGCCUGUCCGCCUGCUGUUACGCCCUCGGCGGUGGGCGGCGGCGGGAGCGGAGGGCCCGAGUUGGACAGUGUUACUGGGGAGAGGCUGCCCGGGUCAGUGCCCGGGUGCCUGGAUGGAGAGUACUCGCCUCAGAGCGUGGCGUCGGCCGACUCGGACAAGAAGAGCUCCAACAAGAGGAAGAGAGAAGUCACAGAUAACCAGGACUCUAGCUUCAAGGCGGACUCCAGCUGCAAGGCCCGCAAAGAACGCACGGCGUUCACCAAGGAGCAGCUGAGGGAGCUGGAGGCCGAGUUCACCCACCACAACUACCUGACCAGACUCCGCCGCUACGAGAUCGCCGUCAACCUGGACCUCACCGAGAGACAGGUGAAGGUUUGGUUCCAGAACAGGAGGAUGAAGUGGAAACGAGUGAAAGGAGGGCAGUCGGCUUCACCCAACGAUCAGGAGAACGACGACAUAGACUCCGCCGCCUCGCCCAGUUCUGAAUGAAUGAGCCCCUUUUGUUUCGGUUCCAUUUGGGCUUUUUGGCAAAGGAGAUGAAAAUGACCUAAUGACACAGAGACUGUGCUAACCUGGACACCACUGCAACCCAAUGUAACCACUGCUCAUCUCUUUGGGAAGCUUGAGGAAGAAAAGAGAUAUUUAAUUUUUUAUUCCCAGGAAGAAAUCACUGAGCAUCUCCUUUGCAUUUUGUGUUGUAAAUACUUGGUAUGUCUCUGAUGAGCUUCAUUCUGGUAUACGUUUCUAAACACUCUGUCGUUGCAGGCCGCCCUCUUGUUGCAGAGAAAAUACUUAGAGUCAUUGUAGAUCAGUGACACAGUCCAUACAGCAGCUCCACGGCCAGCGAUGACAUAUCAGCCCGUGAUGUGAUUGUGUUUGAGUGCAUCCCCUUUGGUUAUAAUCACGGCCUCUGACGCUUGACUACAACCACCUGGGAAACUUCAGACUGCACAAGUGUUGCCAAGCCAUAAGUGCUUCAGAAUCACAUGUUCCUUUUUCCUAGAAUAUAGUUUUUCUGUCAAACAUUUUUUUACUAUUCUUUUUUUAUACAUUUUGAAUGUUAUUGAUAAAACACAGAUGUUGCCUGUUUCUGCAAAUAGAAUAAAUCAUCUGCUCAAAACUGGGGAAAAUAUCUUUAUAAUUU